AGCGAUUCCUCCAAGUUUCGAGGCAAACGUUUUAAGGCAAAUGUACUUCAGCCUCGCUAUGAUAUGUCGACGUGGUGCUGGUAUGCUAAGACAAAUCAGACCUCACGUCGGAAGCACAUGCUUCACAUAACACGGCUGAGCACUGCACCAGUCACAUCUGGCGUUCAGCCCGACCACUACGCACCUGGAUACUUACUGCAGCUCUCCAUCACGACGCCCUGAUCCGUAUUAUCGCCCGCUUGGCGACAACAGAAAUGCGUUUUGAUGAGCUUCGUCUUAUCUCCAUCCUAUCUCGCUCACCCUCAGCCUCGCUCCGCCAAGACAACGACGAUUUGGUGGCUUGCACGCUAGAUCAUUACUCACUGAUCAGAGCAUCAGGGAAAGCAUUAUUGCCGACAAGAGACGCAGAGAUUUCACUGGACUGGACGUCAGAACAUCAGCGUGAUGAAGAAAGACAACGCCGCCGCAAGGACUCUGGCUCGUCAUUUGGAAGCACAGGAAGUGAAGAGGUCAUCAGUCAUAAGGCGCCCAUUGGUGAACAUAACAUAGCAUCCCAAGACUUUGAAAACCACCGCUCGAUUGGUGGCAGGUUCGAAUGGGGAGAUUACGUCGCUCUAUCUUACACUUGGGGCAAUCCAGCGGAUAAGAAGAAGAUCAUCCUCAAUGGCGAAAUCGUCCUAGUGCAAGCAAACCUUGAAGCUGCUCUACGUGCGCUACAACGAAAAGAACCGAUGAGGUCUGGAUACAAGAUCUGGAUAGAUGCGUUGUGUAUAAACCAGGGGGAUCUUGGCGAGCGAAGUCGCGAAGUACGUCGAAUGCGGCUGAUCUACAAGAUGGCUGCUGAUGUCGUGAUAUGGCUUGGGAGUGAAGCCGAGGAAAGCGACAAAGCCAUGGAUCUGAUCCGCAUUCUGUCCGAUUCAUGUAAAGACGGCACCGACAAAGCGCUAGGGGUCAAGCUGCGACGAGACCCUGGAUACCUCGAGCCGGGUGCUUGGCUCGCUCUCAGUUGUCUGCUUGAACGCUCAUACUGGAACCGCAUGUGGAUUAUUCAGGAACUAUGUUUGGGUGGCGCCAACGCUCCAAUUCUUUGUGGAUACAAGAGCGUGACCUGGAAAGAAUUCUUUACCGGUAUCUACACUUUUGGGAAAUACAACGUCGAUGUCAUCUUCAACUGCAUCGAUCGCGAAAGAGCAUUGGUCGGUAAGAAGCCCUUCGGCCUAAAUAGGAACAAGAUCAUCCACAUUGAUAUGGAACAUGAACGACAAAUCGGAGCUGGGAAAACACAGUACAUGUGCCUUUUGGAUAUAGCCAGGAAGUCAGAUGCGUCAGACCUGAAGGACAAGGUUUACGGAAUACUCGGCCUCAUGCCUGGUCCAGUGACCUCAUUGAUCGAUCUGGAUUACGCUCGCUCCAUUGAGAAGGUGUACACUGAGUUCGCUAGGAACUACAUCACGGGAACACAAAGCCUGGAGAUACUGGAGCAGUGCCGAUUUAGGGACACGAAUCUGCCAUCAUGGGUUCCUGAUUGGAGAAACAAGGAGCACUAUCGCCUUUUCAGCGGCACACACUCCACCUACCAUGCGAGUGGUACCUCGGUCGCUUCGUAUCGUUUCAGUGACGAUGGCAGGAUAUUGUACGCAGAUGGCGUCAUGCUUGACAAAGUUGACGGCUUAGGAUGUGCGUACCUGGAAUACGGUACCAGUACGGAGCAACCAGACUGUGUCGUCCCUUCCAACAAUGCAUUGAAUGUCUAUGGGUCUGAUGGGUCGAUGCGCGAUGCACUCUGGCGAACUCUAACGGGAAAUCGUACUCCAAACGGUCGUCCGGCCCCAGAUACCUACGCCGAGAUACUGGACUUGCCACUAAGGGAGAGCUAUUCCAACCCGUUACCAUCACGAGGAGCUAGAGCAUUCAGUCGAUUCCUGACCCAGAGUGCUUCCCUUUCGGUCGCCAGUAAGAGGCUCGAUAGUUAUUUCGUGAAUCCAUCGGAUAUAUUCCCAAAGACAGGUAUCGAUGCAGUCGAGCGUGUGUGGAGGUUUACGAGAACGCACCGCAUGAUGACCACAUGCAAGGGCAGAGUGGGGAUGGUACCACGUGAGGCACGCAAAGGCGAUCUUGUUUGCGUACUGUCUGGUCUGGAUGUGCCCGUUCUGCUUAGGCCUGGAGAGAACCGAACAGAGCCACUUGUGCUUGUUGGUAGUGGUUAUGUGCAUGGCAUCAUGGAUGGCGAAGCGAUUCAGUGGAUGCGAGAUGGUCUUUGUGAGUCGGAAACAUUCUCUCUCCGAUGAGGUGAUUCUUUCUCUCUGAUAUCCCCCAUUUCUUGUUGAUCGCAGCCAGAUGGGAUGGAAGAAUAGCCAAACUGUAACAUACUCAAGUUGAAUCCGCUCGCUGCCCCUAGGGAAAAGGAUGGCUUUACGAUUCCAAGAUAUCGAACUCUAAAUGACCCCCUAAGCACUACUAGACUAGCAACAUACGUACUUUACAUGGGUCUCUCGUCUUCCUUUCAUCUAUAUUCUCUCUAUCGCAGCAGAUCCUGCGCCUUCCCAUAUAGAAGGAAGUUUCAGUAGUAGUUGUAAUACAAGUCCU
Messenger RNA from Alternaria alternata, 2586 nucleotides. RefSeq names its product HET-domain-containing protein. Bases 255 to 2288 code for a protein of 677 amino acids. The transcript is spliced from 3 exons. Lineage: Eukaryota; Fungi; Ascomycota; Dothideomycetes; Pleosporales; Pleosporaceae. The record is from RefSeq and is a predicted model, not a curated record.